CCCCAUUCCAAUCUCCACUUUACUUUAAAACCCACUCUCUCUCUCUUUCUCAGGAGAAGAAAAUCAGAAUCAUCAGAUCGAAGAGUCUUUAGACGUGUUAUGAGCUGGGAGUGAUUCCAAUGGAUAGAAUGAAGUGUAUUCUCGUGUGUUUGGUUGCUUGUUUCUUUACAUUACAGCUUUGUGUUGCUGAUCCUAUAUUUUACGAGUCGUUUGACGAGUCGUUUGAGAGGAGAUGGAUUGUGUCUGAGAAAGAUGAUUAUGAAGGUGUUUGGAAACAUGCCAAAAGUGAGGGACAUGACGAUUACGGACUUCUUGUGAGCGAGAAAGCCAAGAAGUACGCUAUUGUGAAAGAACUCGAUGAAGCAGUCAGUCUAAAGGAUGGUACUAUCAUCCUGCAGUUUGAGACCCGUCUACAAAAUGGACUGGAGUGUGGAGGCGCUUAUCUGAAAUACCUUCGUCCUCAAGCAGCUGGGUGGAUUGCAAAGGAGUUCAACAAUGAUUCUCCCUACGCAAUCAUGUUUGGACCUGAUAAAUGUGGGUCGACGAAUAAGGUGCACUUCAUCUUGAAGCACAAGAACCCCAAGACUGGGGAGUAUGUUGAGCACCAUCUCAAGUUCCCACCCUCCGUUCCUGCUGACAAACUAUCCCAUGUCUAUACUGCAAUCAUAAAACCUGACAAUGAUUUGGCCAUUCUUAUCGAUGGGGAGGAAAAGAAGACAGCUAAUUUCCUUAAAGGGGAUGAUUUUGAGCCUCCACUUAUCCCUGCCAAGACCAUUCCUGAUCCAGAUGAUAAGAAACCAGAGGACUGGGAUGAGAGAGCCAAAAUUCCAGACCCAGCUGCAGUAAAGCCUGAUGAUUGGGAUGAGGAUGCACCCAUGGAGAUCGAAGAUGAGGAAGCUGAAAAGCCAGAGGGAUGGUUGGAUGAUGAGCCUGAGGAGAUUGAUGAUCCAGAAGCAUCAAAGCCCGAAGAUUGGGAUGAUGAAGAGGACGGUGAGUGGGAAGCACCCAAAACUGAUAACCCAAAGUGUGCAGAUGCACCUGGUUGUGGUGAGUGGAAGAAGCCAAUGAAGAGCAAUCCAGCUUACAAAGGAAAAUGGCAUGCACCACUGAUUGAAAAUCCAAACUACAAGGGCAUCUGGAAGCCACAAGAAAUUCCUAACCCUGACUACUUUGAGCUUGAGAAACCUGAUUUUGAGCCUGUUGCCGCCAUUGGAAUUGAGAUCUGGACCAUGCAAGAUGGUAUCUUGUUUGAUAACAUUUUGAUAGCAAAAGAUGAGAAGGUUGCAGAAGAGUACAGACAGAAAACAUGGAAGCCGAAAUUCGAUGUUGAGAAAGAAAAGCAGAAGGCUGAGGAAGCAGCUGCAGGUGAUUCUGAUGGUAAUCUCUCCGACUUCCAGAAAAAGAUAUUUGAGGUCCUUUACAAGUUUGCAAACCUUCCUUUCUUGGCUGAUUACAAGCUCAAGAUAUAUGAUAUUAUUGAGAAGGGUGAGAAACAGCCAAAUAUCACCAUUGGUAUCCUUGUUUCUGUUGCAUUGGUUAUGUUGACCAUCUUCUAUAGAAUUCUUUUUGGCGGCAAGAAAACAGUGGCAAAGGCAACCCCAGAGGUUAGGCCUGCUGCUGGAGCUGCAAAUCCUGUGAAUAACGAAGGAAGCAGCAGUGGAGAGAAAGAAGGAGACAAGGAAAAUGAAAGUGAAGAUGCUGCUGCUCCUCGCAGAAGGGCCACGAGAAGGGAGAACUGAAGUAAUUAAUUUUGGUAAAGAGGAGUUUUAAUCUAGUUAAAUUUGGGUCAGAAUUUUGUUUUGGAUAACUAGGUGUUGUGAAAUGAGAAUUACUUUUAGUCAUUUUUUGUUAAAUACCUAUGAAUCUGCUUUCUCAACCGUCUUUCUGAAUCUGCUUUCUUCUGGCACUUUGUUGUAAUACCAAAUCAGACAACUAAUAUCGAUGUUAAGGUAGACAAACUUGGUAUUCAAUUAAGUUCUAGAUGGAACAUUACGUUCAUCUAAAUUCUAGUGUGCCAUGCGGAAAAGAGACGGACAAGUCUAUGAAACAUGAUCUAUCAUAUAUUUUUUAUUUUCAACA
Messenger RNA from Papaver somniferum (opium poppy), 2079 nucleotides. Its product is annotated as calnexin homolog. Gene Ontology annotation, molecular function: calcium ion binding. Gene Ontology annotation, cellular component: endoplasmic reticulum membrane; endoplasmic reticulum. Bases 120 to 1739 code for a protein of 539 amino acids. The record is from RefSeq and is a predicted model, not a curated record. Gene Ontology annotation, biological process: protein folding. Lineage: Eukaryota; Viridiplantae; Streptophyta; Magnoliopsida; Ranunculales; Papaveraceae. The transcript is spliced from 7 exons.